This is a messenger RNA of Dunckerocampus dactyliophorus (ringed pipefish), 6704 nucleotides long. RefSeq names its product large tumor suppressor kinase 1 (gene lats1). Bases 303 to 3575 code for a protein of 1090 amino acids. The transcript has 8 exons. Gene Ontology annotation, biological process: regulation of organ growth; peptidyl-serine phosphorylation; positive regulation of apoptotic process. NCBI's taxonomy places the organism in Eukaryota, Metazoa, Chordata, Actinopteri, Syngnathiformes, Syngnathidae. Gene Ontology annotation, molecular function: ATP binding; protein serine/threonine kinase activity. The record is from RefSeq and is a predicted model, not a curated record.
UGUUGUACUUGUCACUCAGCUAUCCCAGGAAUUUAACACGACAUGGUAUCAGCUAGUUCGCCACAAUAAGGACGCUUUUAUUUAAACAACGUCCAUUUUACCGAGAAAGACCAAUACAUUAUCGUCGUCUAACAGUGGGGAAAGUCAUAAGGAAACGCGCAGCUGCUGAUGCUCUGACGGUGUGCUCAUGUCCCCCAAAUGUGAUAUCAGUCUUUAAGAAGACACCUUCAAGCCUCGGCUGCAUCCUCGACCUGUGUGACACCCUCUUCAUCCCCCUCCAUCGUCACCGUACAUGCUCUUACAUGAAGAGAGGAGAGAAACCAGAGGGAUACAGGCAGAGACCCAAGACGUUCCCGACCAGCAACUACAGCGGCAACAGCCAACAGAUGCUGCAGGAAAUACGGAACAGCUUGAAGAACUUGUCAAAACCCUCUGACCCACCUAGAGUGGAUAUUGUUGGGAAAAUGCUCCCGGAGGACAUCAUGAGGCAACCGGGGCGAUGCUUUAACCCCAAGAACCCUCACCACAAGGCCUUACAGGAGAUCCGUGAGUCCCUGAUGCCGUUUGCCAAUGAGGCCAGCACUUCAGCUGAGCUCAACAAACACAUGCCGAUGGAGCCUCCAUUUGCUGGCUUUGAGGAGCAGGCUCCUGGUCGCAGUGUAGGGCCAGCUGUGGACUACAUGACGAAGGUGACCUACCAGGACUCAAUCAGGGAACAGAUGGUUGCCAACCCGAGCUCAACAUGCCUCAAACCCUCAGGUGGUGCUCACAUGCAGCAGUCCCUACUGAGAAGGCCCAGCUGGAAGGGCUCUAAAGAGUCCCUGGCUCCUCGCCAUGCGAUGAUGUACCGCUCGGAGAGUCCUGGGCCCCCUCCUGCCUUUCCACAGGGUCACCCCGCCAACCAGAGAGUCAACCCUCCCCUGCCACCUCAGGUGCGCAGUGUCACACCUCCCCCCAUUCGUGGACCGAUGCCUCCCACAUCUUCAUGGGACAACAACCCGUCAACCAAGCGUUACUCUGGCAACAUGGAUUAUCUUGUGCCCCGCAUCUCCCCAGUACCUCAGGGGGCCUGGGCUGAUGGCUACCAAGCCUCCUCAUCUCAGAAUCAGCGUGGGAUCAGCCCAGUGCCUGUGGGCCAUCAGCCCAUCAUCAUGCAAAGCUCUGGGGGAAAUAAGUUCACCUUCCCACCUAGCUGGUCUCAGAACGGCACCCCUCAGGCAGACUACAUGACAGGAAGCAGCAGGCAGCCUCCUCCCCCCUACCCGGUCAACCAGAGCUGCCGGCACAGCCCCACUGACCAGCAGAUGCAGGCAGGUGGACCCGCCUCUUCUCCAUCAUACGUUAAUGGUGGGAACAUCCCUCAGUCCAUGUUGGUCCCCAAUCGAAACAGUCACAACCUUGAGAUGUACAACUUAGGUCCUCCCCAUUCUUGGUCUCAAGCCCCCCUUGGCCAAAGCCAGCCCCAGUCUUCAUCAGGCAACAGCGGCAACUUGGAUCUGUCUCCAUCGUGGCAGAGCAACAUGCCAGUGCGCUCCAAUUCCUUCAACAACCACCAGCUCAACAGCAGAACGGCCCACCCUGCCAGCUCACAACCGUCGGCCACUACGGUCACCGCCAUCACGCAGGCUCCCAUCCUGCAGCCCGUUAAAAGCAUGCGAGUCCAGAAACCGGAGCUGCACACCGCAGUUGCUCCCACGCACCCGCCAUGGAUGCAGCAGGCUGCGCCGCCUCCCACUGCCCCUGCCUACACGGAGCCCUCAGCUCCUGUUCCUCAGAUUCCCGUCGUAGCAGAGGCACCCAGUUACCAGGGCCCCCCUCCACCCUACCCUAAGCACCUCCUCCAACAGCAAGCCGCGCCUUCUCCCCCCGCGUACGAGCAAGGCGCCAGUAAACACAGCGCUGGCAGGGAGGAACCCGCUGAAGACGAGGGCAACGUCGGAGACAACACACGGGACAAGGUGGCAGACAGCCCGGAGAGCAACACAGAAAAGGAGAAGAAGCAGAUCACAACAUCGCCUGUUCCCGUGCGCCGCAGCAAGAAAGAUGAGGAGCGGAGGGGGGAGUCGGGCCGAGUGGCUUUGUACUCGCCGCAGGCCUUCAAGUUCUUCAUGGAGCAACAUGUGGAGAACAUCCUGAAGAACCAUCAGCAGCGCAUCCGGAGGAGGAAACAGCUGGAGUGUGAGAUGCAAAGGGUUGGGUUGUCGUCAGAAGCUCAGGAGCAGAUGCGCAUGAUGCUCUGUCAGAAGGAGUCCAACUACAUUCGACUGAAGCGAGCCAAGAUGGAUAAAUGCAUGUUCAAACGAAUCAAGACCCUCGGCAUCGGGGCCUUCGGAGAGGUGUGCUUGGCCCGCAAAGAGGACACGGGGGCGCUGUACGCCAUGAAGACCCUCCGUAAAAAGGAUGUGCUGCUCAGGAACCAGGUGGCCCACGUCAAAGCCGAGAGGGACAUCCUGGCCGAGGCCGACAACGAGUGGGUAGUGCGUCUCUACUAUUCUUUCCAAGAUAGGGACAACCUGUACUUCGUCAUGGAGUACAUUCCCGGUGGGGACAUGAUGAGCCUUCUCAUCCGACUGGGCAUCUUUAAGGAAGAACUGGCUCAGUUCUACAUUGCCGAGCUCACCUGCGCCGUGGAGAGCGUGCACAAGAUGGGCUUCAUCCACCGCGACAUCAAGCCUGACAACAUCCUCAUUGACAGAGACGGACACAUUAAGCUCACCGACUUUGGCCUUUGCACUGGAUUCCGCUGGACUCACGACUCCAAGUACUACCAGAGUGGGGACCACGUGAGGCAAGACAGCAUGGACUUCAGCAAGGAAUGGGAAGAUCCAGCCAACUGCCGCUGCACUGACCGUCUGAAGCCUCUGGAGCGGAGAAAGGCCAGACAACAUCAGCGCUGCUUGGCACACUCGCUGGUGGGGACGCCCAACUACAUCGCGCCAGAGGUUCUGCUCAGAACAGGGUACACCCAGCUGUGCGACUGGUGGAGCGUGGGUGUGAUUUUAUACGAGAUGGUGGUAGGACAGCCCCCCUUCUUAGCAACAACACCCCUGGAGACGCAGCUGAAGGUGAUCAACUGGAAGAGCACGCUGCACAUCCCCCCUCCCGCCAAGCUCAGCCCGGAGGCGUCCGACCUCAUCGUGAAGCUGUGCCGCGGCCCGGAGGACCGCCUGGGCAGGAACGGCGCCGACGAAAUCAAAGCCCACCCUUUCUUCAAGACCAUCGACUUCUCCAGCGACUUGCGGCAGCAGGUGGCGCCGUACAUCCCCACCAUCGCUCACUCCACGGACACGUCCAACUUUGACCCCGUGGACCCCGAGAAGCUGUGGAGCAGCGACAGCGACGGCGAGGACGACCUGGGCGACAUGGGCUGCUGGUUCCGCAACGGCAAGCACCCCGAGCACGCCUUCUACGAGUUCACGUUCCGACGCUUCUUUGACGACAACGGGCACCCGUACAGCUGCCCCAAACCCAUCAAAUACGAGGGCCUCAACGAGGACGAAGCGGACUCCGAAGGCACCGAGCAGGAGGACGCCAGCAGCCAGUUGGCUCAGGGCCGAGACCUGGUUUACGUGUAGGCCCCGGGACCUACUAGAACCACUUGAGAGGUACUUUAGUAGGAAAGUGUCCACUGCAGCAGGAAAUGAACCUGCCUACAUUGAUUAGCAUUUGACUUCUUCUUUCUAUUGGCUCCCAAAAUGCGUAAUUUAUUGACGUUAGCGUGGGUACUUUGAUGUAAUUUAUUAUGUGCUGCAAUGGGGACUUAGCCACAUCAUAGAUAAGUAUUGAUUGCUCCAAUUUCUGAUUUUUUUUCACCAAAUAUAACGAGGGUUAACUAUCAGUCUCGGCGUGUGUAGAAGUAGCCGCUUGAUUGCUCUGUUGAACUACUAGUAGCUUUUGUUGGAAUUGCUCUAAUUUAUACCCAUAUUUAUAAAUGAACUUGUACACAGGUGAUGUAAAUAUGUUAUUUCUCUCCCUAAGGGCAGGCCCUCUUCAGUGUCCACUCAUGCUGCCUUCUUCUUACACUUUAACUUAGUGGUAGUCACCUGUCAACCAAAGCACUACGUAGAUAGGCGGGGCUUGUAACGUUCUCACUUCCUGUCCCGAAGAAACACAUCAGCUGUCAUUUCUAUACGGGACAGAUGAUUCCAUCGCCUUCACUCUUUGUACUCUGAAUGUAGGUUAGACUUCAUUGGCCUUGUGCACUGGUUGUGUGUUGUAUCUGUGUGUACAUUGUUGCUCUGAAAGGUUACGUACAUGCGGGGGAAGACGGUGAUGAUAAAUCAAGAAUGUAAAGAACAAAACGUGUUUUACACAUGCAAACAAACCAUGUAUUCUUGUUAGUAGUCCAUCAUAAAAACUGACUGAGCGCAAAACGCUUGGUUUUGUCCCAACUUUGUUCAGACACACACAUUUUCCAUCUUAUCAGGGAUAUCCAUCUCAUUUUUUAUGGGGCCGGACUUCUUGAGGUGCUCCGAUCGAUCGGCCACCGGUCGGUAUCGGCCGAUUUCCGUGAAAGAUCACGAGAUAAGUGCUUUUCAAAGACGAUACCUGUGGCUUUGGUUCAGCGUAGCGUCUUAACCUGACUGGCGUCUUUGGCAGCGUCGUCCUCUCACUAUCCCCUCCCACAAAACAAUGGCAAUCAUGUCUGCAGUGUGGACACCUGCCACGGAAACGAUCUAGUGGUGGUACGUAAAAAGCCGUAAUACCGCAUUUGAAGAGCAAACAAUUGACUGAGUAUAGUGUGAGUUUUCCAGGCCCACGGUGUGAUCAUUCAGAAGGCAGCUAACACUCGCGCGUGGGACAGUCAGAAGUCCAAGCUAAUAACCCGAAAGAUAAUUAAAUUCAUCGGACGAGAUGAGGAACCUUUCUCAGCAGUGGAAGUCCUUUCUCACGUACCUGGACGUUCCACCAGUGUCUCGCGUCCAAAGUCUCCUCUGGAAGUUUCAGCAUGCAGUGACAUCCAGUAUGUGCUCUUCAAAAAGUAAGUCGAAUAUGUUUUUGUCGAAGGUGAUUUUGUUCUCAUUUCAUAUCACAUUGCCAGUAGCAGGAGCGCACCCUGGAAUUCUGGGUCCCAUGAAAAAAAAACAAUGACUCAUUUUAUUAGUAAUUACGUAUUUUUUGGGGUCCACUGGGGCAAUCAAGGGACCUUAGAAUUGUCCAGACUUUUAGACUUUAACCCCUUUAUACGGCACCCCUAGCCAAUAACAUUCAUGAUAAAUAGAUAGAAACAUGUAUAAUUAAUCCAUGUGAUCGGUAUCGGUCGAUUUCAGUCCUGGAUGAUCGGUAUCAAUUGUCAGCAUAAAACUCUGAUCGGAGCAUCCAUAAUUUUAUAUUUUUAACCCACCAAAUGGCUAAUACUGUCAUCAGAAAUUAAAUCAAAAGCAAAGAUCCUCUACAUGACAGGAGCGUCCUGCUGUGCGUCAAUCUGCUGUUUUUAAAUACUAGUGACUAGUCAAAAGAUCCUGUCUAUGGCAGGAGCACUCUUGUCAUGAAGGGCCAACUGCAAAACAUUAGUCAAAGAUCCUCUGUAUGACAGGAGCUACUGAUCCAAAUUUUAAGAGCAGUUGAAAAGAAUUUACAUUUCAGGUUCUAUAACCAUGAGGAUCUUUUAAGAAGCCUUCAGCUCUUCCUUUUGUAGCUCAACAAUCUGAAAGCGUUUUUGCCUUUGCCAUCAAGAGUGCAUGACAGUGUGAAUACCUGACAGAAAACGACUGAUUCUGGCUUUUAAAGGCUGUGGUCAACUUUUGAUCAGCUGGUGAACCGCCCAUUGUUUGCAAUAACUGCUUACUCAUGUUUUGUCUCGCUCUCAUUUCUUCUUUUCACAUUUUUAAGCUGUUUAGAGCUGCAAUAAGAUCCAACAGUACCAAGUGUGUACUGCAAAAACGUCACAGUACAAAAGUUUUGGUAUCUAGGAAUCUACUGCAAAAAUGUUAGUCAAGCCCAGCUUUUGAACUAAACUGGUGGGCCGCUAGUUGACUAGUAUUGCAUAUUGUAUACAUAUUGGUGAACAUGUCAAAAGAACACAGUGCACAGCAUGAAAGACAAACAAGUUAACUUAAACAAGCUUAUUUUUAAUGGAUCUGCAAAAUUGUUUGAAUUUCCAAAGAGAACUUGUGAACCUCCCGCCCAAAGUUACCCAGUGGCACACCUCGCAUAAUCUUACAGAAACCUUUCCAACCCAAAGAAAUCUGCAUGCAGGUAAAACAAAACAACCCUGAUGGGGGGGGGACCAACAAAAAAGUGAAAAGAAGGUAGAAAUGAAAGAUAAUAAACAGGACACAUAAUUGCUGUUCUCUGGCUGGAGGAGAAAUUCAAACGCUUCGGCAUCAGUUUGGCUCCGCACAAGAAGCGCAAACGGACGAGUUAUAUUAAAGUGUAAUUUCAUUGGGUGGAUGUGGCUCCGCCCACUCCACAGCCCCCGCCCCUGUCUUCCAUAUAAGGCACAGGACAAAAUAAACCCCAAUACAAAAGGAGCUAGCCACGCCUCCGUCGCUUGGUAACAAAUUGUAAUCGUUGAGCAAAUACUUGACAACACAAACCUAUGAGUGUACAAAACAUUUCAGCCCCUACUUUUUUUUUUUUCCUUUUACCCUAGUUUGACUUCCUCUGACUGAGGGUGAUUUCAUGGACAUUGUGGGGGAUGGGGGGUGAAGGGGGGUAAGGAAAUAUUAAAAAUAUGAGCUUGUCUUCCUUUUUUUUUUUUU